Molecule: messenger RNA, 3135 nt
Organism: Musca domestica (house fly)
Lineage: Eukaryota; Metazoa; Arthropoda; Insecta; Diptera; Muscidae
Gene: omd
Product: integrator complex subunit 5
Exons: 10
Coding region: 116-3121 (1001 amino acids)
Biological process (GO): snRNA 3'-end processing
Cellular component (GO): integrator complex
Source: RefSeq, a predicted model, not a curated record
AGCUCUCUUUAAUGAAUCAUUCAGUCGAACUAGUUCGUUCGUGUAACAACGCUCCUAAUAAACCUUCAGCUUGGAUUUAACAGGAGUUCGUUCCCAGUUAUCUGGAAAGGAAAUAAUGUUGAAACAACAUGUUUUAGUAGAACUAAGACAAUUCAUUCAGUCUGUGUCCACCAUUCAUCGCAGCAGUUCUAAUUUAACAUCAAUUGGCCUGAUUAGAGCCUCGCUACAUUUGCUAGAUGAUCUACCAUCGUGCAGAGAAAUUAUUUUCGAAUACUUUGCCUUGGUGGCUGAGGUAGGUGUCCAAAGCUAUGUGAAUACGGCGAAUGUGGACCCACAAACAGGGUUGAUUAUACAGCAGCCGCAAAAAAUGGCCGGAAAUCAGCAGCAACAGCAGCCUGUCUCCCAGGAAGAUCCGUGCUUCGAAAUGAUACAGCAAGCUCUGGAUAAUAUGGUGAGCAAAGGUCCAAGUGCAUGGGCAACGGUCAUUGCGUCGUGGAGCCUAGAACUGGUAGGGAGCUUGUCUGAUAAGUAUAGCAAAAGAAUGCCGAUUGGUGCAGCUUGUAAUUAUUGGCUAAACUGUUCAACCAUGCGGGGACUGCUUGCAUUGGUUAGUGUUUGUUUUCGAAAAUUGACGAACGCCGAAGCAGAGUCAUGUGUGGAGACUUUAUUAGCUGCCUAUCAACGAUAUUCAAUGACUUUUGAUUGGGUAGUGGCUCGCCUGGGAGGAUGUUUUCCCUCUAAAAUCAUAUCACAAAUUCUGCAAUGCAGCCUUAAACGAUUUUCAGAGAAUUAUCCUUGCCGAUUCGACUCUGAGAUAGGUAUUCUUGAGUACCUAUGUUUUGCUCACGAACAAGUGCUUCGAGUUUGCGUUAGAGAUCUGUUAGAGGAUGGUUUUCAACCUAAGAAAAAGUUAGACGCUUUAAUAGUACCCUUUGUGUUGGAAUUUUGUAAUUAUUCGGAUAUAUUGCUGCAAAAUACUGUUAGCGUUUUUCUUGAAAUGUAUAACGAUGAAUUACGUUGUAAUAUCGCCCAGAAGGCGCCAUUGUGGAUGGCAAAUAGAUUAUUUGCAGAUAUGCAACCAUCUCUAAACAAUUUAAUACUACGACUUAAAAUGAAUGGUGCCAAAGCUUUGAUUACUGUAUCAAAAAUGUCGGAACAAUAUUCGUGGUGCCAGGACUUCUUAGAAUAUUCACUCCAGGAGCUGGAGCAAAUUGUACUGAAUGCUAGAGUUUGCCCUUUAAUGGACGAUUUGGCAACAGAGGAAACGAAAUACAUGUUAUGGAAAAGCUGUUUGAGCACAAAUAUUUAUGAACAACAAACUGCUGUACGUCUUCUACUAGUUGUUUCUACACAACACAACCAUAUAUAUUAUCAGACAAUAUCAGAAUUACUGCGUAAGAGUUACGCCCUUAAUUCGUCUGGCCUGGGUGCCAUAGUAAGGAUGAUUGGUGGUCAAUCAGGCGUGGUUGAGUUCCCAGAAAUAAAAUCAGGCAUUCAAAUGGUCCUGGAAGAUGCUCUACUGCAGGAACAGCUGAAAAAAGCACGUCUAACAAAGUCCUUCGAUGAGUCUGAGGCCCUCAAUAUAUUUAAAAAUUUAAAUACGUUAACGAAAAUGGAAAAGAAAAAUAACUUCUGUUGUAUAAAACAACAUCAGCUAAGAUCAGCUUUAAAUGAAAGCCUGCCGAAAAUUUUGCAAAUACUGGAAGUUACAUUGGAAAAACUCGUAUUAAGGAUGGAUGCAGAAGCUUCUGUGCGCAGUGAGGAGAAGUUUCGUGAUCUCCAGAACCAAACAAACAACAACACCAUUAACGUCUACAAUUCACGCAAAAAGCCAAGGCUUGGAAUUGUAGCAGAUAUUUGCGAAGAGGAGGAAGAAAUUGAUUAUAUGUCAAAACGUCUAAUGUUGGCACACACAAUUAUAGACAUAUUGAACACAAUUGAAGCGGGUUCAAAGUCGCAAGUUAUAAAGACCACCGAGAUAUUAAAAAUGGCCAUACUGAGCGUUAAGUACUUUUAUAUUAGUCUAAAUGAACCAAGUACAACCGAACGUAUGGCCGCCAUUAACCGCGUGUUAGUUUUACUCCAACGUCAGUGCAGAGCACGAAAAUCGUCCCGUUCCGCUUGCCUAAGAGAACUUGUUGAGGGUGCACUCUUUUAUUACGGUUAUUUAUUUGGCCAAUAUGAAGAUCCUCCCAUGGACGAGCUAUUGAUCCCCGAAAAUGAAAUGAUUAUAGUACAAAAUCAAAAACAGUCAUUUGGGCCAAAUUCUAAUCGGUCUAUUCUGCAUGCUGGGGUCAUUGGUCGUGGUCUAAGGCCCGAAAAUGCUUUAGCCGGGGAAUUAUGUCCACCUGAAGCGCAAACACUGCUUCUAAAAGCGUUAGAAAUGUGUUGUUCCGACAUUGAUCGUCAAGUCGCAAUCGAAUCCUAUUCGACAAUUUCACUGCUUCUGGUAGAAAUGGUAUCAACCGAUGUAAUGUACAAUGGACUUCCAUUUCCGGACGAAGAAUUUACUAAAGUAACAAUGGAAAGGGACCUACUGAUUAGGAGAGCUUUCAUUACAUCUCCCAUAUUGUGGUCUUUACUAGGCUUUAUAUCGACACAUCGACCAGCUUUGUGUUUCUCUUCCGUAUUAUUGAGAGCACUGUGCGCCACGUGUUUGCACCAAUGGAGGGCAAAAAACGUCAAUAAGUUUGAAACAAGUAACGCAAGUGGUGAACUCAUGGAAACAACAAAGAAUCUUUUAAAAAUUCUUGCAAUGGGGCAGUUGUUGCCGCCUCCUCUUUCUAAUCUCCACAAUAUCAUUGAACACUUCGAACCACAAGAGAUUGCCCUAUUACUUAAGGAGUGCGUGUGGAGUUAUAUGAAGGAUAAUGUACCGUCUCCUGCUCAAUUUCACGUCGAUAACAAUGGACUGCAAUGGCGCAAUUCUCAGUUGUGUAAAAUUCCACCACAGUACGUGGACACAUUGCGGAAUCUGAUGCAGAAAAAACUUUCAAAAUUAGGUCAACACUACUAUCAAAUGUUUAUUAUGCCCGAGUAUGUUUCAAACGGCAUGUCUCAACUUCACAAUGUUCCAGCAAGCAUAAACCCCACGCUAUCGGAUCAUGCGAUUGAAAUAUAAACAGAUUACCAAAA